This is a messenger RNA of Asparagus officinalis (garden asparagus), 1119 nucleotides long. RefSeq lists its product as uncharacterized. The transcript is spliced from 3 exons. The record is from RefSeq and is a predicted model, not a curated record. The coding region runs from base 42 to 953 and encodes 303 amino acids. NCBI's taxonomy places the organism in Eukaryota, Viridiplantae, Streptophyta, Magnoliopsida, Asparagales, Asparagaceae.
AACCAAACCGUAAGCCUCGCCCUCCGCUAACCACAACUACCAUGGCCAAGCUCGCCACGGCCCGAGACUGCCGCGUAUACGGCCCACGGCCCAUCCGUCACCGCUGGGAGUACAUCAACGCCGGCAUCUACGUAUUCGCCACCGCCCUCCUCGUCGCCGGUUUCUCAUCCCAGCUCUCCGCCGCUCCCCUCGCCAACAUGACGGGCCUCGUCGUAGUCCUCAUCGGUAUUUCGCUCGUCGCGGUUGUGAAUGGCCAUGAUCUCGUCGCGCACAUGGCGGGAAUUGAUUAUUGUGUUACUCUUAUUGAGUUUGAUCCGCAGUUGGCGCUUGUUGAGUUUGGAGUUCCGCUGGUUGUGAUCGUUGGAUGUGUGCUGGGGUUCACGGGGGUUCUGCUCGUGUUGGUCCAGAUGGCGAGAGGGUAUAGCUACAAGCUAGAGAAGCAUGCCCUCAAUUUGUUGAUCGCAGCCCCAGCAUGUUGGGUCUUAGGUUCAAUCCAGAAUCUGUGCCAAGUCUACGAGAGAUCCAACGGCCAUGUCCAGUUGCUGCAGAAGAGUGUUCAGAUUCCUUUUCUGAUGGCGAGUCUGCUGUUCUUGGUGGGAGGGUUUUUUAAUCAACAUCAUGUCUAUGGUUCUAUGCUGCUGGCGAAGAGUUGGAUUUGGUUAUGCAUAUUCGGGAGCUUGCUAUUUUUCGUCGGCGGGCUUCUGCACGUAGGAAAAGUGUUCAAGAUGCAGCAAAUGGACGGAAUGAGAUUAGAGAAGCUCCGAGGCGGAGCAUUAGAAAGACUUGUUAGAGAAAGAGAAGGAAAGGUUCCUCUAAUCCUCAAAGAAAAUAGAAGAAGGCGACGGCUGGGGGAAGAAGAGGAUCUACAGGUUCAGCCUCCUCCUGUUCCUGCGUCUUCAUAUAAGGAAACCCCCUAUAAAGAUGUGCUCAUCGGCGGCAGAAGCCUAGUCUGAAAUGGCUUUAUUUUCUUGUGAUGAGAUGGCAAUGGCAUUAGUUGUACUCAGAGAUAUCAGACAUUAUUAUGUGCAGUUGCAGAAUAUGGCUUUGCGUUUCCUUUUCCUAUCGUGUGCAGAUGUGGAUAGUUGCUCCUCUGUAGGAUGAGUAAAUAAGUAACAUUUU